Messenger RNA from Momordica charantia (bitter melon), 2212 nucleotides. RefSeq names its product protein MID1-COMPLEMENTING ACTIVITY 1. The record is from RefSeq and is a predicted model, not a curated record. NCBI's taxonomy places the organism in Eukaryota, Viridiplantae, Streptophyta, Magnoliopsida, Cucurbitales, Cucurbitaceae. Gene Ontology annotation, biological process: cell surface receptor signaling pathway.
UAUCGUAUUCACAUGGAGGCCACUGCCCUCCCUUCCUUCCCCGUUCUCCCUUGUCUGUCAUGGCGUGAGAGUUGUCGCUCUGCUGAAACCUCUCUCUCUCACCUCCGACAAACCACACCGAAACUGAAAAAGAGAACGAACGAAACUCUAGAGAGAGAGAAGAGAGAGAAGACUGAUUUUCCGAAUUUCCACAUGGAAGACGAAGCAGAAUGAGAAGAAACUCCACAAUUUUCCGCAAAGCAAUGCCUGACCACUCACCACUCCUCCGCCGACAUGCAUUCUGGUGAGUUUGGGCGCCGACGUUGAAGAUCUUGCUCGUGGUCUUCUGAUUUUGCUUCGUUUAAGUGCCGAUUUCCUUGGCAAUUGCUUCGUUUCUUUUACUUUUGAAGAUCCGUUGCUUACGUCGAAGGUCUUGAGAAUGUCAACCGCCUGAAGAACUACUUCAGUCUUUUGUAGCAUCGUUGGAAUCUAGUCGGUGGCGGUGCUUUAAAAUUUCGUAUUAUUUGUUCGUCCGCUUCUGUUGUUUUGGGAUUCGCGCCAGGAAUUCUGAGUUCGGAUUAAGGUUGAGAUCAUCCGGAAGCUUUGUCUUUGGGCUUUUGACUGUUGGGGAGUUGAAGGUUGAUUGAGAGUUUUGAGAGGCAAAUAUGUCUUCGUGGGAAACGCUUGGUGAGAUAGCGAAUGUGGCCCAGCUUACGGGCAUAGACGCAGUUCGUUUGAUUUCCAUGAUAGUGAAAUCGGCGAGCACUGCACGUAUGCACAAAAAGAACUGCAGGCAAUUUGCUCAGCAUCUGAAGUUGAUCGGAAACCUGCUGGAGCAGCUCAAGAUCUCGGAGCUUAAGAGGUAUCCUGAGACUCGGGAGCCUCUGGAGCAGCUCGAGGAGGCUUUAAGAAGAUCAUACAUUUUGGUCAACAGCUGCCAGGACCGCAGCUAUCUCUAUCUGCUUGCCAUGGGAUGGAACAUUGUAUACCAAUUCAGAAAGGCCCAGAAUGAAAUUGACAGAUACCUUCGUCUUGUUCCUCUGAUUACGCUUGUUGACAAUGCUCGAGUCAGGGAGCGACUGGAAGAUAUUGAGAAGGAUCAGCGUGAAUAUACCUUGGAUGACGAUGACAAAAGGAUUCAUGAAGUAAUUCUGAACCCAGAACCUUCAAAAGAUGAGGCAAUGGCGUUGAAGAAAUCUCUUUCUUGUUCUUACCCAAACUUGCCUUUUAACAAAGCACUACAAAAGGAAAAUGAAAAGCUUCAGCUAGAACUGCAGCGGUCUCAAGCUCAUCUGAACGUCGGUGAAUGUGAAGUUAUUCAACGUUUAAUAGAUGUCACUGAAGCUGUAGCUGCAAGUUCUAUUCAUGAGAAGAGUUCACCUGAUAAAGCCCAUAAAGUAGUGGAAAAUACUUACGUAGAUGCCAACAAUGCACAUUCAUCUGAUGAAAGUUAUUAUAAGAAUACUGAUACUCGGACAACCUCAAGAAAAAGUUCUUCCAUUUCAUCAGGACACGAUCUGCUCUCGACCAGAGGUUCUGAUCGGUAUGGCGAAUGGCACACUGACUUACUUGAUUGUUGUUCAGAACCUUCUCUGUGUCUUAAGACUUUGUUCUACCCUUGUGGGACUUUUUCAAGGAUUGCUACUGUUGCAACUAAUAGGCAAACAUCACCAGCAGAAGCAUGUAAUGAUUUGAUGGCAUAUACUUUGAUACUAUCGUGCUGUUGCUACACUUGCUGUGUCAGAAGAAAGCUUCGCAAGAUGUUGAACAUCACGGGAGGUUUUGUUGAUGACUUUCUCUCCCAUCUUAUGUGCUGCUGCUGUGCCCUGGUCCAAGAAUGGCGAGAAGUCGAGAUACGUGGGGUUUAUGGUCCUGAAAAGACCAAAACAAGCCCUCCACCCUCCCAAUACAUGGAAUCCUGAAAACAGUCGGGGUCGAUGCAUAUUCAAUCGUCCCUCGUCCCUAGUUCCGAAUAGUUUCGGUUCAUGAUAGCGUUAUGUAAUGGAUACAGGUAAAUCUAGUUGGCAUGUAACUGGAAGCUUACAUUGGCAUGUUUUAUAUUAUUACUAUAUACCAACCCCCUCUGUAAAGUUGACGUUGCAUCCUGCAUAGCUGUAUCAUAGAUUUGUUCUAAAUCUCUUAACAGUGUUUCCAGUUUAGUUAUGUCUAGAAAAUUGGAAUUUACAGUUUGUAGAACUAUUAUUGUUCAUAUUCUUUUUCCAUUCGAUUUUAA